AUGAAAAGGUAGGUUUUAUCAAUGUUAGAUUAGGGACCACUUUUUAGAAAAGUUGAAAGUCCUUAAUUAAGUCCAAAAACUUAAUCAUAAUUAUAAUAACAAUAAUAACAAUUAUAAUUAUAAUCAAAAACAUAAUAAAAUAAUGCAGAAUAAUAAAUAUAAAAUAAAGUUUAAAAUUAUUUAUCUAGAAAAAGUGUUAAUCUCUAACGACUUUCAUAAAGAAUGGAUGAUAUUAAUAUAUCUAAAAGAUCUAUUUUAUACACUAGUUCAGCUGAGAGAGAUUUAAAGAUUUCCUCUAGAUUUUUUAAAGAUUUUAUUGGUGUAUCAUAAUAAUUAAAGAAUAAGGAGAAAUAAGAUCCAGAAUUAUUAAAAGAAUCAUAUAAAUAUUGGGCAUAAGCCAUAAAAACUAAAAAGGAUCCAUAAAAGAAAAAGAAAGUAGGAGCUGUAUUUAGUACAUCAGUAAGAAUGAAACUAGAAAAAAUGAGAGCUUUAAUUUUAGAUUGUGUUAAGAAAUUAAGAUUUAUGAAAUUAGAUCCUGAAUUGUUAAUGUAAAAUAGAACAAUAUUAAAAAAUCCAUAUUAAAGAGAAGGUUCUUAUGUAUUUUUUAAAGGAGUUACCAAAAAUGAUUUGGAUUUAGUAAAAUUGAUGCUUGAUAAAUGUAGAUUUUAUGCUUUUGAUGUAAAUGAGAAUUUCUAGACAGCAUUACAUAUAUGUUCAAGAAAAGGACAUUUAUAAAUAGCAAAAAUGUUAUUUUAACAUGGAACUUACCCUGAUGUAAGAGAUGUUAGUAAUAGAACUCCAUUAUAUUAUGCACUUAUUAAUAAUCAAAAAGAAUUAGUAUAACUAUUAUUAUCACAUAAAUGUAAUCCUUGGUCAUUUUCUGGUUGUACUUAUGAAACUGAUGAUCCAAUAUUAACAAAAAUGUUAAAAAUAGCCAGAAGAGUAAAUAUAUAAUUAUAUAUGAGUAGCUGGAUAUGUUAUUGAUGAUGACACCAUAUAAUACAAGAUAAUAAACUUGGAUUAAUUAUUGUAGAGUUUUCUAUGAAUUUUGA
Molecule: messenger RNA, 1052 nt
Organism: Paramecium primaurelia
Lineage: Eukaryota; Ciliophora; Oligohymenophorea; Peniculida; Parameciidae
Source: the annotation of a GenBank genome assembly